AUGGUCUCCAUUAUAUGCGCAGAGAGGGACUAUUUUUAUGAACCUGAUAACGCAACAUGGGACAAGGCUAGGCUUAACUGUCAGGAAUGUUAUAAAGACUUAACCACCAUCACCCCAGCAAAUGCCGAGAUUCUCGGUCUGAACCUUACCUCAGACUACUGGAUCGGCCUGCGCCAAAACAUAAAUGGUUCAAAAUUUUGGUCACGGUGGGCUAACGGUGAGCCUGUCCUCUACCAGAACUGGUAUCCUGGUCAUCCUGUCCCAAAGAAAAAGCCAGAGCCACAGCCCACAUGUCCAACCCCACCAGCAAUUAACAAUACAAAGAUAGAGGUGAUGCAGUGCCCAGCCUUCACAAAACUCUGUGCCUGUCUCAAUUCGUCUGAUGACAAUGAUAAUUAUUUGACUUGGGAAACAAAUAACAGUUCAGUGAUGUGGUGUCCAGCCUUGGCAGAGCUCUGUGCCUGUCUAAAUUCAAGUAGGGAACCUGAAACUUCCAUUACAGAAUCCACAACGGUGUUCACCACAUCAAAUUUUGUUACAAGCCCAACUCCAACGACGCUUGCACCUACCAGCUCCCCUGCAAGUACCAUCAGUAAUGACUUAGAGCCUGAAUAUAUUGAGGAUUCCUGUGUGGCCCUGCUCAGCUUUGGUAUGUGGCAGGAAAAGAAGUGCAGUGAAGCCUUGCCCUACAUCUGUUAUGAUGAACGAUUUUAUGGUGAUGUGGCAGUCUCUAACGAGACAACAACUGGAGGUAAUCUGAGUUGGAGUGAGGCAGGCAUAAACAUUUCUCAGUACAAAAUAGAGAUCAAUGGAAAUCAUACAGCAAAUGUUACAAGUGAGACAAGUUACAACAUGAGUGGCCUGGAUCCUGGAAUGUUGUACAGAGUGCAGGUAAUCCCCGUGAAGUGUGGCCGGGACCUCAACGCUCAGAAUAUCUCCUUCUACACUUUGCCGGAAAAGAUAAUAAAUCUCAUGAUAGUGAGUGUGGGAACAGAAGUAAUUAGCCUCAGUUGGAACGCAUCACGUGGAACUAAUGUAUCCUACAUAGUAAAUACUGAGCCGGGAAAUGUAAAUACAACUUGCCUUUCAAAGACUUGCAGUAUAAACAAACUAACACCAGGACAAAAGUACAAUUUCACAGUUAGAGCUGUGGUCAAUGUAAGCAUUUAUGGAGACUCGAACAGCACCACUGCCUGCACCAAGCCUUCUAAAGUGGGGAACCUUACUUCUUCAAACAAUGAAAACGACACCAUAUAUGCAACGUGGGAUUCACUUGAUGAAAAUAGCAUGCUAUACAACUAUACCAUUACUCUAACCAAUACAUCGUUUACAAACACAUAUAUAGCAAAUGCUAAUAAAAGUAAACGUUUGGAAUCCCUCACACCUGGUACCAAAUACACAUUAAGUGUGUUAGCAAUAGAACCAAAUUGCAAAAACAAAGGAGAAACAACUUCCAUCGGUGCCUAUACAAUACCAAAGCAAGUGGACAAACUUGAACUGGAGAGUACAAAUAACAGUAUUACUGCAAAAUGGGCCCUUACAACUGGAAAUUUUGCUUGGUUCAUUGUGAAUAUCUCUAGCGCCAUGAGUGAGAACAUCUCAGAUCCUGUCAAAACAACCGAUUAUACAUGUAAUUUCACAUCUCUGGAAGCAGCAGCAUUGUACACUGUUACUAUCCGUACUUAUGUGGCGGAAGACCUGAAGCCAAGUCAUCCAGUCAGUAUAUCAAUUUAUACCAGACCCACUUCACCUGGUAAAGCCAGUGUACAAAGCUUAAACAAAACUGCAGUAUAUUUAAGUUGGGGAAUUCCAGCGAACUCAGAAAAGGUUAAAAACAUUAAUUACUCAGUUACAUAUACUUCUGAUUUUUGGCAUAAUACUGGAAACCUGAACUUAAUUGGAAACACCUCUGUCACCAUUGAUGGAUUAAAAUCUGGGACCAAGUAUAAAUUUAGCAUCAGAGUUCUCGCUGGAAAUUUGUCAAGUGAGCCCUCUGAGACCACCGGAUUAACAGAGGCCACAAUUAGAAAUCUAAGCAUUGCAAUGCUGUGUUCCUCUUCCACUCAACUUUACUGCAUGGAAAACAGCACUAUGCAUUCUGUCCUAGAAGAGCUGAAAAAUCUUACUCGCCGCAACUUUGAGGAUAAUGUUUUCUGGAACCUUACUUUGAGGGAAAAAAAGUGAUGUAUAUAUAAGGCGAGAAUGCACAAAAUAUGUUUCAAAUGUAUGCAACACGAUAAUUUUGCUUCUCUAAUAUCAGCUUCAUAUGUCUUAGACUUAUCAAAGCAUUGUUGUACACAGUAAUCAUUUAUGUACCUACAUACCUACCUACAUUUAUGUAACUACUCAUAAGCUUUAUAUUUGUUACAGGGCAUAAUCCUUUAGGUCUCUCAUAAGUACAUACUAACGAUUAUUCUUUCUCAGCUAUGUAAAAUAAUCAAAGAAUAAUGUAGCUGAUUGUGCUUUAUAAACUUAUUGAAACCUAGUGGAAUGGGGCUCUCUCAAUAAGAUAAAAGAAUAAUUUUUGAUAAUUUUUAUCACUUUUAUCAUUAGCCUAAUAUAUAAUUAGAAGUACACAUAAAGAUUUGAGUUAUUCUCACUGUUAAUAACCAAUAUAUCAGAUCAUCUGGCUCUUACCAUAGCUUCACAAUCAAUAUUAAAUAUCAUAUGGCUUAGAGUAGGCCUACUUAAGCAGUUGUUAAUAAAGUAAAGGAGUAAAUUGUAGCUGUAACUUCAGGCUUGCUAGCGUUUACUUAGGACAUUUUUUUCACAAUUAAUUUAUUUAAAAUUUUUGUGUCAAUUAUAUUUCACGUUGGACUAUUUUCACGUGUGAAUUUUGUCACAUCUUCAUUUCUUUUCAGAUAUGAUGAAUUCUUUUUCCACAUGUGAUCACAUUUUGUUUACAUGAUGUCACAUGCAUUUACUUCAUGUUCAUAUGCAUUUUCAGCAUAACAUGUUGAAUAAAAUGCAUUUUCACAUGUUUUUCUUCAUGCUUUUAGGCUAUAUACACUAUAUGGCCAAAUGUUUGUGGACACCUGACCAUCACACCUAUAUGUGAUUCUUGAACAUCCCAUUUCAGAUUUAGUCCCUUUAGCUGUUGUAAUAACCUCCAAUCCUCUGGGAAGGCUUUCCAGUAGAUUUUGGAGUGUGGCUGUGGAGAUUUCCUAAUCCAUCCAGACAAGCAUUAGUGAGGUCAGGCACUGAUAUCGAGUGAGCAGGCCUGGGGUGCAGUCAGUGUUCCAUACUUUUGGCCAUAUAGGGUAUUACCUACAUGUGAAAAAGUUAUAUAACUAGUUGGUAUGUUGUAGUUGCAAUGUUUCUUAAAUUCUGAACGUUGAAUUUUACAUUUUACAUUGUAGAUAUGCCUAAUUGUCUUCAAUCUGGGUGUAGUUAAACUUGCCCCUCAAACUUUUAUCUUCAUUCACUCUCUGGACUCAAAGACUCUGUAUAUCCCACUGAAAAAUCUGUGUAUCCAUUCAAUCCAUAUCCUUUUUGAAAAAACAAAUAUGAAACGCUAAAAAUGACUUCUGAAUGUAUCAAUUUAUUGCCUUGGCUAGGAAUUUACAUUAAACAGCUUUUUUUGUGAACAACCAAAACGUGAAUGUGAAGUUUUAAUA
This is a messenger RNA of Ictalurus furcatus (blue catfish), 3617 nucleotides long. Its product is annotated as receptor-type tyrosine-protein phosphatase eta. NCBI's taxonomy places the organism in Eukaryota, Metazoa, Chordata, Actinopteri, Siluriformes, Ictaluridae. Bases 1 to 2184 code for a protein of 727 amino acids. The transcript has 9 exons. The record is from RefSeq and is a predicted model, not a curated record. Gene Ontology annotation, molecular function: integrin binding; proteoglycan binding. Gene Ontology annotation, biological process: nervous system development; heart development; cell-substrate junction assembly.